Molecule: messenger RNA, 3087 nt
Organism: Pipistrellus kuhlii (Kuhl's pipistrelle)
Lineage: Eukaryota; Metazoa; Chordata; Mammalia; Chiroptera; Vespertilionidae
Gene: ADRA1D
Product: adrenoceptor alpha 1D
Exons: 2
Coding region: 317-2020 (567 amino acids)
Biological process (GO): phospholipase C-activating G protein-coupled receptor signaling pathway; cell-cell signaling; adenylate cyclase-activating adrenergic receptor signaling pathway
Cellular component (GO): membrane
Molecular function (GO): alpha1-adrenergic receptor activity
Source: RefSeq, a predicted model, not a curated record
CGCCUGCACCGCCCGGGCGGGAGCCGGCGCUGUCCCCGCUCGCCUCGGCGCUCCGAGCGGCUCGCCGGCGGCCCGGUUCUCCCGUCCGACUCCACGCCAGCCUCGGGGAGCCCCGCCGCCGCCCCUCCGCCCCUUCUGCUUGCGGCCAGCGGAGCUCCGCGUCGCGGGAACUUGGGCAGGACUCCUCUCUCCGACGACCUUCCCAGGGCGCGGGGCGCGGGGCUGGAGCGGAGCCCCGCGGCGAUGCCCGGCGCCCUCCUCCCUGACAGUCACUGUGCCGGGGCCCGGGUCCUGCCCCCGACGGCCGCGCGUUGAGAUGACUUUCCGCGAUCUCCUGAGCGCCAGCUUCGAGGGACCGCGCCCGAACGGCAGCGCCGCGGGCUCCAGCGCGGGCGGCGGCGGGGGCGGCGCGGGCGGCGCGGCGGCCUCGGAGGGCCCGGCGAGGGGCGUCGUGCCGGGGGCCGCGGGGGGCGGCGGCGGCGGCGGCGGCGGCGUGGUGGGCGCGGGCGGCGGCGAGGACAACCGGAGCUCCCCCGGGGCCCCGGGGGGCGUGGGCGCCGGCGGCGGCGAGGUGAACGGCACGGCGGCCGUCGGGGGGCUGGUGGUGAGCGCGCAGAGCGUGGGCGUGGGCGUCUUCCUGGCCGCCUUCAUCCUGCUGGCCGUGGCGGGCAACCUGCUGGUCAUCCUCUCAGUGGCCUGCAACCGCCACCUGCAGACGGUCACCAACUACUUCAUCGUGAACCUGGCCGUGGCCGACCUGCUGCUCAGCACCACGGUGCUGCCCUUCUCAGCCACCAUGGAGGUGCUGGGCUUCUGGGCCUUCGGCCGGGCCUUCUGCGACGUGUGGGCCGCCGUGGACGUGCUGUGCUGCACCGCCUCCAUCCUCAGCCUCUGCACCAUCUCGGUGGACCGCUACGUGGGCGUGCGCCACUCGCUCAAGUACCCGACCAUCAUGACGGAGCGCAAGGCGGCCGCCAUCCUGGCGCUGCUUUGGGCCGUGGCCCUCGUGGUGUCCGUGGGGCCGCUGCUGGGCUGGAAGGAGCCCGUGCCCCCGGACGAGCGCUUCUGCAGCAUCACCGAGGAGGUGGGCUACGCCGUCUUCUCCUCGGUGUGCUCCUUCUACCUGCCCAUGGCCGUCAUCCUCGUCAUGUACUGCCGCGUGUACGUGGUGGCGCGCAGCACCACGCGCAGCCUGGAGGCCGGCGUGAAGCGGGAGCGCGGCAAGGCCUCCGAGGUGGUGCUGCGCAUCCACCGCCGAGGCGCCGCCUCGGGUGCAGGUACCGACGGGGCGCCCCGGGGACUGCGCAGCGCCAAGGGCCACACCUUCCGCAGCUCGCUGUCCGUGCGCCUGCUCAAGUUCUCCCGCGAGAAGAAGGCCGCCAAGACGCUGGCCAUCGUCGUGGGAGUCUUCGUGCUCUGCUGGUUCCCCUUCUUCUUCGUCCUGCCACUCGGUUCCCUGUUCCCGGAGCUGAAGCCCUCGGAGAGCGUCUUCAAGGUCAUCUUCUGGCUCGGCUACUUCAACAGCUGCGUGAACCCGCUCAUCUACCCCUGCUCCAGCCGCGAGUUCAAGCGCGCCUUCCUCCGCCUGCUGCGCUGCCAGUGCCGGCGCCGCCGGCGCCGCCGCCCCCUCUGGCGGGUCUACGGCCACCACUGGCGGGUCUCCGCGGGCGGCCCGCGCUCCGACUGCGCCCCCGGCCCGGGGGCUGCGCUCCCCGGGGCCCCGCUGGCCCUCGCCGAGCUCGCCGCCCCUGGCUCCCCAGGUGCAGCCGAGGCGAAGCCGCGCGCUUUCCGCGAGUGGAGGCUGCCCGGGCCGCUCCGGAGGCCCAGCACCCAGCUGCGCGCCAAGGUCUCCAGCCUGUCGCUCCGGCUCCGCGCCGGGAGCGCGCCGCGCACCGAGGCCGCCCUGCGCCCCGAGGUGGAGGCGGUGUCCCUCGGUGUUCCCCCCAACGUCGUGGAGGGCGCCUACGAACUGGCGGACUGCAGCGACCUCCGGGAGACUGACAGGGAGACUGAUAUCUAAGGACCCCCAGAGCCAGGCCUGGGUGGGGGCGGGGGUGCUAGGGGAGGUGGGUAAGGUGGGGUGGGGGCGAGGACGGGAGGAGAAGCUAGCUUGGUUCCAGAGGCCCCUGUGGAUCGGGGAUUCGAAACUGAUCAGGACAGCUACUCUCUAGCCUCCAGGAGGAAGGGAGGCAGAGCGCUGCCCUGGAGGGGUGGAAGGCUAUGGGGCCCCACCAGACACAAAUGCCCAUGCUCCUCCUUUGGGAGGAAGGGGGUGCGGUCUUCGGGAAGGAGGGGUGCCAUUUGUUCCCAAUCCCUAUUUGAGAAGCACUGCCCCAUCCAUGCCUUGAACCCUGGGUAGACAGCCCCAAGUCUGGCCAAACAGGCCUGCCCCUCCUCUUGGGGGGAACGGGGCAGGGAGGCCCUGCAUGGCUGCCCCACUGCCUCCCUAGGAAAACGUCCCUGGGACCAGGGCUUCUCGGUGAACAAGUUUCUCCUUACUGCCAACUGGAGGAACCUUGAGAUCCGUCACCGUUACAGCCACCUACAAGCUUUGGUGGCAGAUGGGAUGACUGUUUCUACGAGCCUGUUGUAUUUACCCGUGGACCCUGCCGGUAUUCCUCCUUGCACACCGCAUCACCAGCCCCUGCCGCCCAGUACCCCCCUCCCCCAGGGCCUUACUGUUUACACUCUGUACAUAGCCCCCUGUGCCUGUGCCCAUCACCUCCCGCUGGGAUCCGGAGCUGUCAAACGGGGAGAGCUUUAUUUGUCGUUUUGAGACAUAUUUAUUGGCAAGAGUACUUCUAUUUUGUCCAAACUGUGCAAACUGUCCCUCUUUAGCUUAUAACGUAUAAAGAACUUGUUUUUUUCCUAAAAUUCUUCAAGUUUUAAAGGCCCACAACAGGACAGAUUGGGUAUUUGUGCACCUUUCUAGUUUCAUCUUAACUGGCUCUUUAACUGCCUGUCCCGUUGGGGCUUGUAGCAUGACCAAAGGACUUUGGAGGAGGAGGAGGAUUUAAAGUCAUGUGACCAGUCUUGGGAAACAAACAGUAACCAUAAACACAAAUGUUCACUUUGUCAGUCUCCCCA